UUUAAAUUUUUUAAUUAUUGUAAUAUACUAUUUACAUCUUUGUUUAUUGAAUGUCUGAAAGAGAUCCAGAAAAAGCUCAUCUGGCCGAAACAGACGACAGCUUUCGCCGUAAAUGGGACAAAGAUGAGUAUGAAAAACUUGCACAAAAAUAUAUUAGGGAAGAUGAAGAAAAAUUUAGAGGAGUCGUUAGACCAGGAAAACCGAUAGAAAGAUCCCUUUUGAAGGCAAGGGACUAUAAGGUUAACGUUGAAGAUAAGUUAGGCAAAAUAGUUGUAGUGACAAAAGACACGCCACUCUCGCAAAGCGGUGGAUUUUACUGCAACGUCUGUGAUUGUGUUAUAAAAGACUCUACUAACUUUUUUGAUCACAUAAACGGAAGAAAGCAUCAAAAAAAUCUUGGUAUGUCUAUGCGGGUCGAAAAAUCGACUCUUUCGCAGGAAAUUAUAAAAAUAGUUCAGCAAAGGUUAAAAAAAGUAAAAGACAAGCAGGAAUUAAAACAAAGAGCACAGGACAUUGACUAUGAGGCCAAGCUGAGGGCUGCUGAGGGAGCAACGCAACGGGCUAAGGAGGAGAGAAAAAAGAGAAAAGAGGAAGAAAGAAAGGCUCGCCGAGAAGCUGCAAAGGCAGCCCUGCGGAGCGCGGGCAUACAGGAAGAGGACGAGGUCGAGAAGGUGAUGGGGUUUUCCGGGUUUGGCUCGUCGAAGGCGUAA
Zophobas morio is the source of this 710-nucleotide messenger RNA. RefSeq names its product zinc finger matrin-type protein 2-like. Lineage: Eukaryota; Metazoa; Arthropoda; Insecta; Coleoptera; Tenebrionidae. The record is from RefSeq and is a predicted model, not a curated record. Bases 51 to 710 code for a protein of 219 amino acids. Gene Ontology annotation, biological process: mRNA splicing, via spliceosome. Gene Ontology annotation, molecular function: zinc ion binding; nucleic acid binding. Gene Ontology annotation, cellular component: nucleus; spliceosomal complex; U4/U6 x U5 tri-snRNP complex. The transcript is spliced from 7 exons.